This is a messenger RNA of Aspergillus heteromorphus CBS 117.55, 555 nucleotides long. Its product is annotated as AAA-ATPase Vps4-associated 1 family protein. Lineage: Eukaryota; Fungi; Ascomycota; Eurotiomycetes; Eurotiales; Aspergillaceae. The transcript is spliced from 4 exons. The coding region runs from base 1 to 555 and encodes 184 amino acids. The record is from RefSeq and is a predicted model, not a curated record. Gene Ontology annotation, biological process: vacuolar transport. Gene Ontology annotation, cellular component: endosome.
AUGUCCAUCACCCUCCAGAAUAUCUGGCACCUCCGCCGGGUGGCAGACACGGCCUCAAAGGCCUGCUACAUCUGCUACAAGCCAUCAAGCAGUGUUUUGAUCACGCCUGAUAACCGGGAUUUCUUUUACGUCUGCCCUUCCCACCUCAAAGACCGACACUUCUGCUCGCCCAUUGUCGAUACCGAGGCCGUGGCGGCGAAGGCGAAGGAGGAGGCUCUGGCUCGGGAGAUUGAGAAGGUCAAGAGGGAGUAUGAGGAGAAGCAGCAGCGGAAGAAGAAUAGUGAGAAGGAGAAGGCGAAGAAAGAUGAUGAGAAGAAGAAGGAUGGUGAGGGUGAGGAUAAGGAUAAGGCCAUUGAGAAGGAACGGGAUGAGAAGAUUGAGGAGCUCAAGAAAUCAGGGUCCGCGGCGGAUGACUCGCCACGGGUUUUUGCUUUGCAUAAGAACUUCUAUCAAAUGCGCAUCGAUAGAAUGCGUAACGCGGAGAUCGCGAGACGGAAUCGUCAGCGAUUACAAGAUCCUUCGCUGUUUCCGUCUGUUCCGACGGGGGGGCUUUAG